UGUUGCCAGACAACCACUGUGUAUAUUUUAGACAAUGAGUAGAGAUUUGUUUUGUAGAGUGGUUUCCUAAAGUGCAGAAUAGAAGCAUUAACUGAAUAGAGUAUUAAAAAUAGAAUUCCCAAAUGGCUUGGAAAAUGUCUUUUAUUGGUGAACUUAAGGCAACAGGUCAUGGUGAAGUUUGGGAUCACAUUUCUGAUUGCAACAAAUUUCAACAGUUCGGAUGGAGGUGCACAACAAACGAAACGGCUUAUACAACUGGUACUCUCAUUGGAAAUUGGAAUGAACAGAGAUAUGAUAUUCACAGGAUGUUUCAACCACAACCCAUUCCUUCAUCGUUCAGUCACUACUUUGAAACAACAUACAAUGCCGUACAUGAUAAACAAGAUGUAAAGAAGAUCCCAUCUUCUUUGAGGAACAUUAAUGGUCGUGAACCAACUGCAUAUCCUGGACAUCAGCCAGAGCUAGAUUCUUCUAUGCUAAAACUCCACUACAACUCAUUCACAACAACAUCACGAGAAGCGUAUAAACAUCCAAAUAACUCACUAAAGAGAGCAUUGCAUUGCUAAAUUUUAUAUAGAAUUAAUCAGAUUUAUUGUUAAUGAAUUUAUAUAAAUAGAAAUAAUCAAUUUUGGUAAAAUAUGGGACUUCCAAGGAUACAUUGCAUGUGCAUGUCAUGAAGAAAGCAUGCAUUAAUCAUUACUUUAUCCCAGGUACUCAAUAUAGGCUUGGUCCAAUGCCUUAUUAUGGUCGCUAUAAAUACACACUUGACAGUUGUAAAAAAUCAAGAAGUCAGUACAUGAAAUAACAUAUUUACAAGUAUUUUUUAAUGUAAUUAGUAAUAGCAAAUUGUUCACAACUCUGUUAGAAAGUGUUACCAACAUUUUUCCGUGCGCCAAGGGCGGUGGAACAUUGAUAAUUGGGGGGGGGGCUAUAUUCAUAUAAAAUAACCGUAAACACAAUUGAUUUCAAUAGAAACUGAUAAAGUAAAACAUGCAUAUAUGAAUAAUAGCCCCCCCCCAAUUAUCGAUGUUCCGCCGCCCUUGCCAUGCGCUACAAAUCAAACGAGGGUAACAUUCGUUUGAGAAUUGAAAUCACUGAUGUACAUCGCACGGGAAGACCAAUAAGUUUAAGAAGUUUAAGACAACCUUGUUCUAUACCUAUGUGACAUAGCUGACAUUAUUUUUAUCAAAUAUUAUAUAAAGAAAAUAGA
Xenia sp. Carnegie-2017 is the source of this 1210-nucleotide messenger RNA. Its product is annotated as UPF0686 protein C11orf1 homolog. The transcript has 3 exons. Bases 123 to 566 code for a protein of 147 amino acids. Gene Ontology annotation, cellular component: nucleus. NCBI's taxonomy places the organism in Eukaryota, Metazoa, Cnidaria, Anthozoa, Malacalcyonacea, Xeniidae. The record is from RefSeq and is a predicted model, not a curated record.